AUGAAAAUUGUGAAUUCCACUCCAAAUUUAAAAACACUAAUUUAGAAUUAACGCUAAUUCAAUUUUCGAUUAUCCGCCUCCUCUUCGAGAGAACUUCUAUUCAGUGAUAGUGAUGAAUAGAAAAAUAGGAAGUAUUGAAUUACUAGAGAUGGAAAACACAACUUUCAACAAAAAUGUCACUGAUGGGUUCAGAACUGAUUCUAAAUCAAAUUUGUUGAACAAACAAGAAACUCCAAUUUGGGGCAAAACUUCCCCCAGUAAAAGUUAUUGCUCUUCUAGUUCAACAUCCACUGAAAAUGUUGUUUCUACAUUGGAACGGAAAAAGGUUUCCAGUGAAUCAGGAGUUUCUAGUAGGCCUGAUGACUCUCCAGUUCUUCCAGGAGAAAAAGUGACAGGCCAAGCCAGAGAUGUGACUUAUCUGUGUCCAUAUCAUGGGCCAGCUAGAGGAAUAUUAACAGUAACAAAUUACAAAUUGUACUUCAAGUCUGGUGAUAAAGACACACCCAACAUUGUUGAAGUCCCUUUGGGUGUAGUUUCCAGGAUUGAAAAAGUCGGGGGUGCAUCUUCUAGAGGGGAAAAUGCUUAUGGCAUUGAAGUGUUUUGCAAGGACAUGAGAAAUUUGAGGUUUGCACACAAACAAGAAAAUCAUUCUAGGAGAAAUGUUUUUGAGAAGCUGCAGAUGUAUGCUUUCUCCUUGUCCCACAAAAUGAAUCUGUUUGCUUUUGAGUACUCAGAAACUUUCCCAGAAAAUGGUUGGACUGUUUAUGAGCCAAUUGCUGAGCUGAAGAGAAUGGGAGUCAACAAUGAUAUGUGGAAAAUAUCGAAAAUCAACGAACAAUACGAAGUAUGCGAUAGUUACCCGGCCGUUUGGGCUGUUCCUGCACAAGUCACUGACGAUGACAUCAAAACAGUGGCCAGUUUCAGAAGUAGAGGCAGAAUACCUGUACUAAGUUGGAUACAUCCUGAAUCACAAGCCACAAUCACUAGAUGUUCACAACCUCUCGUUGGGGUUGGCGGUAAAAGAUGUAAAGAUGAUGAAAGAUAUGUUCAACUGAUAAUGGAUGCCAAUGCCCAGUCUCACAAGUUAUUUAUAAUGGACGCGAGACCUAGUGCAAAUGCUAUAGCAAACAAAGCUAAAGGAGGGGGGUAUGAAUCAGAGGAUGCAUACCAAAAUGCAGAACUGGUAUUCUUAGACAUUCACAAUAUUCACGUUAUGAGAGAAUCUUUGAGGAAACUCAAAGAACUCUGCUAUCCCAACAUCGACGAAGUCAAAUGGUUGUCUGGUGUGGAAUCCACUUAUUGGUUGAAACACAUAAAAUGUAUAUUAGCGGGUGCAGUCAGAAUUGUUGAUAAAGUGGAAAGUCACAAAACGUCAGUUCUAGUCCACUGUUCAGACGGUUGGGAUAGAACAGCUCAACUUACUGCCCUUUCCAUGUUGAUGCUAGAUCCCUAUUAUAGGACGAUCAAGGGGUUCGAAGUUUUGAUUGAAAAAGAAUGGUCCUCUUUUGGACACAAAUUUCAACAGAGGAUUGGCCAUGGUGAUGAUCAUCAUUCAGAUGCAGAUCGUUCCCCAAUUUUCCUACAGUUUAUCGAUUGCGUUUGGCAAAUAACACAGCAAUUCCCCAAUGCGUUCGAGUUUAAUGAUUAUUUCCUGAUCACCAUCCUCGAUCACUUGUAUUCCUGCCGUUUCGGAACGUUCUUGUGUAAUAGCGAAAGGGAGAGAGUCCAAGAAAAACUAAAGGAGCAAACCGUUUCCUUGUGGUCUUAUACUAACAGCAACUUGGAUUUGUACAAAAAUCCCUUAUACUGGGCGAAUACUUUACAACAGAGAGUUUUGGUGCCGAUCGCGAGUAUCCGGCAUAUAAAAUUGUGGAAAGCUUAUUAUUGCAGAUGGAAUCCCAGCAUGAGAACUCAGGAUCCAGUUUAUCAACGCAUAAUCGAAUUAUUGAAAUUGAAAGAACAAUUGGAGCAAAUAGCAGACGAGUGCAAAAGAGACCAGCAACAGAGAAUGCAAAGGAGCAAUGUUUCACCGACAUAA
Messenger RNA from Phaedon cochleariae (mustard beetle), 2038 nucleotides. The record is from the annotation of a GenBank genome assembly. Lineage: Eukaryota; Metazoa; Arthropoda; Insecta; Coleoptera; Chrysomelidae.